Messenger RNA from Mugil cephalus (flathead mullet), 1984 nucleotides. RefSeq names its product myeloid-derived growth factor (gene mydgf). NCBI's taxonomy places the organism in Eukaryota, Metazoa, Chordata, Actinopteri, Mugiliformes, Mugilidae. Bases 87 to 596 code for a protein of 169 amino acids. Gene Ontology annotation, biological process: positive regulation of angiogenesis; positive regulation of endothelial cell proliferation. The record is from RefSeq and is a predicted model, not a curated record. The transcript has 6 exons.
UGUGACGACAUUCACAGUCGACGGGACAGCUGGUAACCGGGUUGCAGCUGAGCUACACACACCAGCAGACAUUAGAGGAGGAAGAGAUGGCCAGACAGAGUAACUCCAGUGUACUUAAUUCGGUGCUUCUGCUGGUACUAGCGCUGAGCUCGACAUCUGUCCAUGCUCAGGCUUCUUCUGAUGGGACAAAGACGGUGGAGUUCAACGUUAAACCGGGAGGAGUGGUGCACACUUUCACUGAGGGGGUUAAGGACUACGAAUGCUCAUUCACUUAUGCCUCACAAGGGGGAACCAAUGAGCAAUGGCUGAUGAGUGUGGGCCUGAGUGACGACGACAGACUGUUUUCUUGCUCAGUGUGGAGGCCUCAGGGGAAAUCAUACCUGUUUUUCACCCAGUUCAAAGCCGAGCUGAAGGGAACCAAAAUUGAAUAUGCCAACGCAUAUUCGCAGACAGCUGCAGCAGGAAAGAGUGACAUGCCUUUGAGGCCGGAGGAAUUUACCAUAGGAGAGUCAACAGUGACCCACAACGAUGGAAAGUUCAGCGCUCAACUCUCCAAACUGACCGCCAUUGGACGAACACGACACGAUGAGCUGUAAUUGGUCAGAAGUCUGACGCACGUUUUGGCUAAUCAGAGCACCUCGGUGAGCCCUGAAUCGUGUUUCAGCUCAGUAGUCGAUGAAGGAUGGAUUUCUUUCUGAGUGACAACAUCAACAAAAAAAAAAAAAAAAAAAUGAAGAAGGAUGAUACCAACAUUGCCUCGAGAGCAGCUUAUGAGUCAGUACAUUAAUUAUCUGGUGUUUUCUGACCACAGUGGAUUUAAACAGCUUGGGAUAAAAAGAAAAAGAAAAAUAACAGCGAAACAUCAGUUGCGUAUCGGGAUUUUUGUCCUAGUUAAAAUUCUGGCUGAAGAUAAAGUGCUUCCAUAAUUGUUUCUUAGUUUCUGAGCCUACAAGAUUUACAGGGAAUAACUCUCAUCUGAUCCACCGGGGAUGUAUGUGAAUGUAUAGAGGAUUGGUGUCAAGUGUAUAUAACAUAUUUAGACUAGGGAGGGAUUUAUCUAUCUUGUGUAAUCCUGAGAGGAAAAGUGAGUAAUCCUCAGUAUCGUCAUCGCACACAUAAACAACUAUAAUUUCCAGUCUUGUUCUGAUCCGAGAUGCCGUAGAGAGAAAUGCCUCUGUCCCCUCUCUCUUUUUUAUCUCUUCUAGAUAACUUUAAGCUCUGCAUUUGAUCUCCCAUCAGUCACGAUCAUAGAUUUUUUCGUUUGUUUGUUUUGAUCUUAUUUUUGGGUCUGAAGCUAUACGUUUAAUAGGGUAGAUAGCAGCUUCUUUACAUGAUACUAAGAGAACGAGAAGCAACAUGCACAGAAGAUUUCACCGUGUGACGACAUCAUUGUAGAUUCCCUAAAUCCUGAUCAUUGUAAUUCGACACAUGUAGCAGGUGACGCAGCAGAGGAUUCAGAUCUUAUCUUUUUUUCUUUCUUUUUUUUUUAACACGCGCUACUUUCCGACUCUAGAGUCCCUUGUUAACCCUUCUUGAACCCUUUCAUCUUCUCAGUGCCACAUGUGUGGAUCGCUGUGCAGGUUUCAGAGGGGCUUCGUUAUUACUGGCUGCCUUCAUCUGCCUCACACUGAUCCACACAAGUGUCCAGAGGAUGAGUUCUGGGGAUUCUUUUCAGAUUUGAGGAUUCUUUUGAUUUUAUCGUGGGGUUGCAUUAGUUGUCAUUUUUGUACCUUCUUUUGCUCUGGGUUCCAUUUCUCUCAUCUGUCUGGAGGUGAUCCUCUAGAUUUGAGGAAAUGCUCGGCAGGAACGUUUCCCCCUUCGUCACCGUGGAGGGUACUUCUGGAAAUAAUCACAUCCAGAUCCUGACCAGAUAGAAAAACAAACACACAACGUUACUUAUUUUGUACGUGCUUAUCUUUUUCUACCAUUGUUCUGAUUGAUGACGAAAUGUGAUGGGUGUUUCAAUAAAGACAUGUUGUCACUA